CUUCGACAUCUCACAUCGAGAUGGGACAUGUGUCGGCGGCGGCGGACGCCCCGUGCAGGCCGUAUUGCCCGUCAAAGGCGACGCUGUACGUGUCGAUGCUCCCGUAUGCGUACACGAACAAUGACGUAGCGCAACUGUUCACGGGGUACGGCAAGAUUGCCAGGGUGACGUUGCUCCGGCACAAGGACACUCGCGCAAGUCGCGGCGUUGCAUUUGUGCAGUUCUCCCAGGUGCAAGAUUGCGAGGCGGCAUGCAAAGCGAUGCAUGGCGCGUUAGUAGAAUCGAUGACGUUGAAUUGCUCCAUCUCAAAGGACAACGGCCGAUCUGGCGACUUCAUGAAGAAGCGCAAGUACUCGUCCAAGAAGGUGUGCUUCGAGUGCAACGCGUCUGGCCAUUACUCGUACGAUUGCCCGCGCAAUGUCCUGGGAUCGCGAGACAAGCCAAAAUUCAAGAAACCAUCCAAACGACGGACCAAAUUCGAGCACGGCGAAGCCGCCGAUUUCUUUGACAACCCUCUCGACGACGACAGCGAUAUUGGCAACGUCGGCGUCGCGGCUCUUGCCUAUUCCAAGCACGCUCCUCCCUGUCCCAUGACCCAUGCAACUAGCGACAGCGUCGUCUCGCGGCGCCAGAUCAAGAAGGAUUCGUACUUUAGCGACGAGGACGAGUCCCCGUAGUCGGGUGGACGCAUCGAACACUCGUAUUUAAAGUCGUCGGCCCACUUCAGGCGCUGCAUGAGGAUCGUCCAUGUCGAGUCCAUGCAACUUCCACCGCGCUCGCCGACGCGACGCCGCAGACAGUGCAUGCCAACGUUGGCUGCAUGGGUCCGGUGCAAGCCACGCAGAAACACAUCAUUCUCUA
Molecule: messenger RNA, 861 nt
Organism: Aphanomyces invadans
Lineage: Eukaryota; Oomycota; Saprolegniomycetes; Saprolegniales; Verrucalvaceae
Exons: 2
Coding region: 21-677 (218 amino acids)
Biological process (GO): mRNA splicing, via spliceosome
Cellular component (GO): U12-type spliceosomal complex
Molecular function (GO): zinc ion binding; RNA binding
Source: RefSeq, a predicted model, not a curated record